UAAAGCUAUCAACAGUUGAUCCAUCUCAGCAGAGCCUUCUCCUGGGUGGUUUCCAUCAAUCCUCCUUCCCCCAAAACAGCUCGAACACCUCGGCGGGUGUUAGCAGUAUCCACCUCCCAGAGGACCCUACCGCUAGCAAUUCUAGUGAACAGGGUCGCAAUACAAGCAGUUCCCUUCAGAAUAACUCAAACUCUUCUCUCAUGACUGGAGGAAGCAGUGAACGUACACGACAUCGUUUGGGUGUGAGAUUUGACCUUGACAACAACGAACAUAAUCAACAUCCUGGCCCGAAUAGUCAGAGUGGAUUGACUGGACCUACGGCAAGCCAUGGUCGCCAACUCUCAAUGCAACUGUAUCGUGAUCUAGCUGGAAACUUGAAAAAGGUCGGUUCCCUUUAG
Molecule: messenger RNA, 398 nt
Organism: Rodentolepis nana
Lineage: Eukaryota; Metazoa; Platyhelminthes; Cestoda; Cyclophyllidea; Hymenolepididae
Source: the annotation of a GenBank genome assembly